GUCCCUUGCAAUAUCACGUAAUCACUUCGUUAAUCUACACUACCAUCAGGCUGUCUCUGACGACUCGUACCCACGCCUCGUAGGCUUGUAGUACAGUGCUGCUUGGUAAGUACGGAGUAGGUAGGUAGGUAUGUAUCUGGUAUGUAGAUAGGCAGGUAUAAUACGCACAAUACUGGUUAUCUAGGACUGGCCACGUCUUCGGUAUAUCCGAGAGAUCAACUCCCCCCCUCGGCUUACGUGGAGGUGCGCACAUUGGCCCACGGCUGGUGUUGGUAAAGUUCCGUGCAUGACGAUGUCCAGUUCCCUCUGUUUCGAAUCAGGGGAGUUUGGCUGUCAGCGCCUACGUUACAUUGUGCGACCGCGCCCUCUGCCCGGUUGAGUAGCGCUGGAUGCUGGCACUGCUUCUGCUGCUGCUGCUGCUGCUGCUGCCCUGUCCCAUCUCCACUCCCGCCAUCUUUACUAUGCAGAGCCCUUCCUUUCAGUGCAAUCGAGGCGGGAUGCGCUUGGUCUGCCUGCUGACUGCAAACGAUGUAUCUAGUCGUGCUCCAUGUGUGUGUCUACCUGCCUGCCUGCCUGCCUGCCUGUCUGUCUGCCUGUCUGCCCUCUUGGUUGUUGCGCACAUUCUUCAUCUACCAGCUUUUGACUAUACGUGAUUCUAUUUUCGACCGCUGUCUCUAAUGCCAAAGGAUUCACGCUAUGGAAGAAGCUGCCGCCAUCGGCAAUCUUGACGCUGUGAAGAGUAUGUUGCCAAGCCUGUUACUGAGCCACGACCCAACUGUGCCCCUCCACGAGAGGGCCGCACCAGGUGCCAGUACCAUUCUCGAUCGGUCCAUACGUGCUGCCGCCGCUCAUGGUUGGGCCGACGUCACCCGUUUCUUCAUUGACCAAGGUGCCGUUAUCGACGAUGCCCUUGUCUGCGCUGUUAUAAACUCGGGAUCUAUCGAGCAAUGCCAGAUUCUUCUGAGUCACGGCUGGGAUGUCAAUCGCAGCUACAUUAGUGCUUCUGGUGAUUGGCAUUUUUGGACUCCUUUGCGCGCAGCACUUGGAGACCCGCCGCUUUGCCGUUGGUUGUUAGAGCAUGGUGCGGAUCCAAAUCUUUCGGAGUAUGGGUUUACACCCAUCAUGGUUGCCGUUCGGCUGCAUUCACCAGAAGUCGUUCAGCUUCUCAUAGAGUUUGGUGCGGACCCGAAGACCCCAAUGCUGUUACACUCUACUGCUAGUGCUUCGAGUAGGGCGAUAAGGGAGGCAUACCCUAAUCGUGAGGAUUCAGAUAGGAUAAGAGUUAUGAAGAUACUGCUUGAUCACGGCGCCGACGUGAACGAGAUGGAACCAGAUCCGAAAGCCCGGCCGCGCGAUGAUACGAGACGAAGGCGGACUGUCGACACUGGCACGCCGCUUCACUACGCAGUGGCCGCGGGGAACCCCGUCACCGUAAGCUUCCUUUUAGCACAUGGAGCGAAUACAAAACUCCCGAGUUGGUCCGGGCACACACCUCUCCAGGCUGCCGAGGUGUUGGAGAUGAGGUAUAUUUCACAGAUCUUGAGGUUGUACGGGUGA
Xylaria bambusicola is the source of this 1557-nucleotide messenger RNA. Its product is annotated as ankyrin repeat-containing domain protein. Lineage: Eukaryota; Fungi; Ascomycota; Sordariomycetes; Xylariales; Xylariaceae. Gene Ontology annotation, cellular component: nucleus; cytoplasm. The transcript has 2 exons. Gene Ontology annotation, molecular function: protein binding. The coding region runs from base 697 to 1557 and encodes 286 amino acids. The record is from RefSeq and is a predicted model, not a curated record.